This is a messenger RNA of Anolis sagrei ordinatus, 2556 nucleotides long. The record is from RefSeq and is a predicted model, not a curated record. NCBI's taxonomy places the organism in Eukaryota, Metazoa, Chordata, Lepidosauria, Squamata, Anolidae.
UGUGUUUUCUUGCAGGUUUGCACGCUCUUAUGGAGGCCACACUAUCCAUCCAAAGACAUCCUUGGCAUCUCGUCACUCUGUAUUCAUGUCAAUGCACCUUGUGCCAGAUGAACGCCUCUCUGGAUGUGGGACUGCACUAUAUAUCCCAUUAGCUGUGGCCUGUCUCCAUAUCUUCCGCUGGGACUUUGUCUUCCCUCUCUCUGAGACUCAUCAGGAUGGCACUGAGGGCUCUCCUCUUCUUGGCCUUCUUGGCUUGCAGCUCAUCUCAGAGACCUGUGCCAGUAGAUGGCAACGGCAUUGACGGGGACGAUGGGCACCACCAGGACAGCCCUGGCCUCAUCCACUGUGGUGAGUACAGCAACCAGGUUUUGCCCAAUGGGAAGUGCAAAAUCGUGGCCACGUUGCCACAGCUGGACGAACAGCGGUGCCCAGACAUGUUUCGCUGCACUGACGAAGUGUCCUACUGGCUGCAUGAGAACGAGGAGCGGAAGCAGCAGAUCCUGGAGCUGCGGGAACUCAUCUCAGAGCUUCAGGAGGAGCUGAGGAACCACCGGCACCGCAUCAAAAUCCUGGAGUUGCAGCAUGAGGAGAAAUCCAGCCGCAACUCCUCGGUGGAGCAGCGGGUGCAGGACCUGGAACAGCGGGCCCAUGAGGCGGCUGCUGUGCAGCACAUGCAAGCCACACUGCUCUAUGACAUGCAAGCCCAGGUGCACAACAUCUCUGUCCUGAUGGAGUGGGUGCGCCACAACCCUGGGUGCCUGGUCCCCGUCGACAUGCGCCUCCAGCAGGAGAUGAUGCACUACCCAGAUACGAAGCAUGGCAAGAACUGCCCCAUCGACUGCGCCUCCAUCUACUACAACGGGAUCCGACGGUCGGGCAUCUACAGCAUCAUGCCCUCUGCGGAAGGGUUGCCCAUCGAAGUGCUGUGUGAAAUGGAUGUCGAAGGUGCAGUGAGAGGUGGUGGUUGGACAGUCAUCCAGCGGCGCUUGGAUGGCACGGUUGACUUCAACCGGACCUGGAAUGAGUACAAGGAUGGAUUUGGGGAUCUCAAUGGCGAGUUCUGGAUGGGCAACGAGAACAUUCACAAGAUCACCAACCAAGGAGACUACUCUCUUCGCAUCGACAUGGAGGACUGGAACAAUAAGCACAAGCAUGCCUUCUACCAGCUUUUCAGCAUCGAGGACGAGGUGAACUAUUACCGCCUCCAGGUGGAAGGCUUCAGUGGGACGGUGGAGGACUCUUUUGCCUGGUACCACAACAAGAGGGGCUUCAGCACGCCUGACUCAGGGAACAUCUGCGCCGCCAUCUCACAUGGAGGCUGGUGGUACCACCAGUGCUUCUUCUCCAACCUCAACGGAGUUUACUACAAGGGGGGAAGAUACUCCUUGAAAAACCGCAAGAUCCUGGGUCCGGAUGGCGUGGUCUGGUACACCUGGAAGGACACCGAUUACUACUCCCUCAAGAGGGUCACCAUGAUGAUCCGGCCCCGCACCUUCCGGCCCCAUCUCUCCCCGUGAAGGCCAUCCGGAGCUUCUUUCCCACUUGAGCACCCAAUGACUGCUCCAGAUGAAGACAUGGCAUCCAGGAAACGAUGCCAACAGCAGCCGAGUGGACACAGCCUGCAUGGGCAAGGCUUUUUGCUGAGGAUUUGAUCAAUUGGUCAGUUCCUGAAAGAUGGAUCUUCCUGCGGCCAUGGCUUGAGAAGAAGGAGACUUCUCAUCACUUCUCGCUGCCGUUUUGAGAUGGACCGCAGAGGAAAACCAUCUAUCUCUAAGAUGUCUCUAUGGCACACAAAUGAGACAGGAAGUCCCAUUUGAGAUGGUCUUCAGAAGGUGCAAGUGAAACAGGAAAUUGCUUCCCAUCACCUUCUGUCAGCAUUUUGAGAGGAACCACUGAAGAAAGCCAUCCUGUCUGCACAAAGGAGGCAGUGGAAGGCAGCGGGAAAAGGCACUGCACUCUGGGCCUUUCUACACUGACAUAUAACCCAGUUUCCGAAUCCAAAUGAUCUGUUUUGAUCUGGAUUAUCUGGCAGUUUAGACCCUGGCUGCCCUGGGUUUGUAACAAGACCUGAGCUGAGCAGCAGAGGUCCAGCCUUCUUGGAUGACUUUUGGUCAGAAAAGCCAACUUGACCUCAAAUAACCACAAAUAUCAGAGGCAUACGGUGCUGCCCCAGAUAGAAGAAGUUGGACUUUGCUGGAAAGUCUCUUGCCUGUUAUCCUUCUGGAAGGGUUUGGGAAUCGGAGGCACUGUGUUGCAAUGGUUCAGAUUGUCUUCUUCAGGCUGGUUCCAGAUGGUGGUGCUUUGGGAUAGCUGCUCCUCAAAAAGGAGCUCUUAUAUGGCAUCACCCAACAAGGUGCCAUUCUGUCCCCAAUGCUCUUUUAAUAUACACCUCAGGUUGCAUUGCAGCAGGUGGUCAGUGGUUUGCUCUUUCUCCACACUCGCAUGUCGUGGAUUCCACUUGGUAGCCCCAUUUCUUGAGGUUGGCUCUGCAUCUCGUGGUGCCAGAGCGCAGUCUGUUCAGCGCCUUCCAAGUAGCCCAGUCUUCUGUGUGCCUGG